CGCCCGGGGGCCCGCCCCGUCGCCCGCCGUCGGCCCCGCAGUCGCCGGCUCCUCGCGGGUUCGAAACAGUUGGGAGUUGGACCCACUCCAGCUUCGGCUCUGGGAGGCCCUCUGAGCGGCCUGCCCUCCUGGGGCCAUGAAGAAGGCCGUCCCAAAAAGCAAAAAAGACAAACAAAUCAACUUCAACGUCAAGUCAUCUGUGCAUAACUUGAGCAAAACUCAGCAGACCAAACUCACUGUGGGGAACCUGGGCCUAGGCCUGAUCAUCAUCCAGAAUGGGCCCUACCUCCAGAUCACCCACCUCAUCAGGAAGGGGGCUGCGGCCAGGGAUGGAAAACUCAAGCCAGGUGAUGUUCUGAUUAGUGUUGGCCAUGCCAACGUGUUAGGAUAUACUCUUCGAGAAUUUUUAAAACUUUUGCAGCAAAUCACCAUAGGAACAGUGCUACAAAUCAAGAUUUACCGAGAUUUUAUUGAGAUACCCCAAGAAUGGCAAGAAAUCUCUGAUUUAAUCCCUGAGACCAAAUUUCCAGUAACAUACCCAACAAAGAAAACUGAGCAGGCAAAAGGCGACCCUUUAGCAAGCAGUGAUGACAACGAAGAUGUAGUUUCAGAUAAGAAACUUAAGUAUUAUAAAUAUCCAGGGUCCACUGGGCCUCAGUCUGCAACGAGACCAAUGUCUAUCUCUAGAGAGUGGCAUGGAUAUAAAAAGAAGAACCGUACUAUCAGUGUAGGGAAAGACAUUAACUGUGACGUGAUGAUUCAUAGAGACCACAAGAAGGAAGUGAGAGCCCCUUCUCCAUACUGGACAAUGGUGAAGCAUGACAAUGAGAGCUCGUCCUCCUCCACAGCCUCCUCCACCUCGGAUGCAUUUUGGCUGGAAGACUAUGCCCAAGUUGAAAAGCGCAAGGGUCAACCUGUCUCAAAAGUUGCUUAGGCAGCAGUUUGCAAACUGGUGAUCACAUAAGCAUCUAUCCUGAAAACACCCAACUUUUGUGCAUUGCUCUGUACAGGUUUGCUAUACUUACAGGAAUAUGUGC
Molecule: messenger RNA, 1037 nt
Organism: Mirounga angustirostris (Northern elephant seal)
Lineage: Eukaryota; Metazoa; Chordata; Mammalia; Carnivora; Phocidae
Gene: PDZD9
Product: PDZ domain containing 9
Exons: 4
Coding region: 137-934 (265 amino acids)
Molecular function (GO): protein binding
Source: RefSeq, a predicted model, not a curated record